Messenger RNA from Aspergillus glaucus CBS 516.65, 2712 nucleotides. It is a transcript of the gene dus3, whose product is annotated as tRNA dihydrouridine synthase DUS3. Bases 174 to 2372 code for a protein of 732 amino acids. The transcript has 3 exons. Gene Ontology annotation, molecular function: RNA binding; flavin adenine dinucleotide binding; tRNA dihydrouridine synthase activity. The record is from RefSeq and is a predicted model, not a curated record. Lineage: Eukaryota; Fungi; Ascomycota; Eurotiomycetes; Eurotiales; Aspergillaceae. Gene Ontology annotation, biological process: tRNA processing.
UCACGCAGAAAUCGGUGUGUGAUGAGCCAUUGCGGUUGAAGCACUAAAGGAACGGGAUUUGAAAUUAGUUGCUCAGCUGAAGUUCAAUACGGGGCCCUCGUUUACAUUUCCCCAGACAAUCAACGCCCUGCCGCUAGGAUCAAUAUUCGUUACCGGGGAUAACCAUCAGCGUCAUGGCGGACUCCGCACCUGCGCCGACACAGCCGGAAGUAAACAACAAUGCUUCCAAUCUAGAGGCCACCGCUAAACACGGCCCAUCCGAUGAUGCAGUUGCUUCUGAUGGUGCUGAAGGACCACCUUCGAAAAAGGCGAGGUUGGAGAAUGAUUCGGCACAGCCCGACGACCGCGAGCUUGGUCGGAGAAGAGGCAUUGCCCCUGUGAAACCUGAGUUCGUCGUCCAAACAACCGGAAGAGGUACCCAUGCCGCCCAAGUCGCCGAACCGAGCCCUGACGACAACGCCGAAGCCGCGCAUCACGAUGAUCGCGACACUGACAAUAAAGAUAAGAAAAAGAAAGCUACCGGUCAGAACACUCACCGCAGCUUCGGGAGAUCGACGGAUGCAAAGGGCCUUUGCCCGACCCGAAUUUUCAACCCCGAAUUCUCGCCGCAAGAAUGCAAGUUCGCCGACAAGUGCCGAUUCGAGCAUAACCUGCGAACAUACCUUGAAGAGCACAAGCGGGAGGAUCUUGCGACCUUCAAUGGCGUAUGUCCGGUCUGGGAUGCUAGGGGCAAAUGUCACGCGGGGUGGAAAUGUCGCUUUGUUGGUUCGCAUAUGACUGAGCGGGAGACCGCUGACGGACGGAAAGAGCUAGUUCUGGUCGAGGACGAGGAGCGCAAGCAAAAGGCGAAGCCGGUUGUUCCGCAUGCGACAGAAGAUGGCUUUGUCAAUGUCAUCUCGAAUGAUGAUAAGGUUGCGCUGGCGAGAAAGAGGGUCAAGACACCUCGCGCUGAUGCGUACUCGAAAUGGCUCGACAAGACUGGUCGGGAUUUGGAAAAGCAGCUCCAUAAGCGUCAUCAGGAGGAGAAUGGAGAGCAAGGGGCGGAUGAACAGGCCAAGGAAGCAAAGGAAGAGAACCGAGCGCAAUACGCCGAGCAGCCUUUCUUGCCGUCGGAAAAGAGGCGUCUUUAUUUCGGGCCAGAGACCCCAGCUCUGGCUCCCCUGACCACACAGGGCAACCUUCCCUUCCGGAGACUUUGUUCGGAACUUGGCGCGCAAUUCACCUAUUCAGAGAUGGCCAUGAGUAUGCCGUUGAUUCAAGGGUCGAAGUCAGAGUGGGCUUUGAUGAGGGCCCAUGAGUCCGAAAUGCUCCCGCCAACCAUUUCUCCCUCGCAAAGUGUCGUGCAGGGCUACGACCACUCCAAGGACGUCAAGCUCGGUGCCCAAAUCGCAGCCAACAAGCCCUGGCAGGCACUGAAGGCUACCGAGGUCCUGGCCAAAUACACACCCAACUUGCGUGUCAUUGACUUGAACUGCGGUUGUCCUAUAGAUCUUGUCUACCGCGAAGGCGCUGGCUCUGCCUUGCUUGACCACCCGUCGAAACUGGAGAAGAUCCUGCGAGGCAUGAACGCAGUUUCUGAGCAAAUUCCUAUUACUGUCAAGAUCCGCACUGGAACCCGAGACAACGCUCCUAAUGCACAGAAGCUUGUCGAGCGCCUCGUGCUGGGAGGUUACGAAUCCAGCUUGCUCGACGUUGGACCUCCCGGUAUCGCAGCCGUGACUCUUCACGGACGAAGCAGACAGCAGCGGUACACCAGACUAGCUGACUGGAGCUAUAUCGCCGAGUGCUCUGCUCUCAUCAAGCGCCUGAAUGAGAAGACAGACGAAGUCACCGACACUAUCCGCGAACCAGAUGCGCGGACGCAACCCAACGGUGGCAAAGUGUAUUUCCUCGGAAACGGCGAUUGCUACUCCCACUUCGACUACGACGACCACAUCAACAACGCCGGAGUUGACUCCGUCAUGGUUGGUCGCGGAGCACUCGUCAAGCCCUGGCUCUUUGAAGAGAUUCAGUCCGGCCAGUAUCUCGACAAGUCUGCAUCCGAACGUUUAUCGUAUGUGGAGAAGUUUGCGAAGUACGGUCUUGAGGCUUGGGGAUCUGAUGAGUAUGGUAUUGGCAUCACUCGCCGUUUCUUGCUUGAGUGGCUGAGCUUUACGUACCGUUAUGUGCCCAUCGGGUUGCUUGAGUAUCUCCCUCCGAAUAUCCAGGACAGACCCCCGGUCUGGAGAGGUAGAAAUGAUCUGGAAACUCUUAUGGGCAGUGACCAUUACAUGGACUGGAUCAAGAUCACGGAAAUGUUCCUCGGUCCAGCUCACAAGGACUUCAAGUUCGAGCCCAAGCACAAGUCCAACGCCUAUGAGGUGGAGGGUUAAAGUGCUAGCAACUAAAUGCCACACGAAUGAAUGCACAUAUACCAUAAAUAGUAUGAAGAUCAAGCACAGCCCUGCACUGUAAAUUCCAGUAAUUUCUUGGACUCGGUAUCACGUGAAUUCAUACUUGGUAGAUGAAGCGAGCGGGUAGCUCAGGGAUCGGGGAAUCGGGGAGUCGAUUAUCCGGACUGCACGAGGCUAUAGGCGAGGAACUUGAAUUACGCGAAAAAGGGUGAUAUUGAUAGGCUAUAUCCACCGUGAUAAUAGAAUGAGUGCUUAGCCAUCUAAAGCGUACGGCUACAGUGUCCUAUAUGAGGAGACUGUCAGCUCCGCUAAUCGGGCC